Ruditapes philippinarum (Manila clam) is the source of this 404-nucleotide messenger RNA. Its product is annotated as serine protease inhibitor Cvsi-2-like. The record is from RefSeq and is a predicted model, not a curated record. The transcript is spliced from 3 exons. Lineage: Eukaryota; Metazoa; Mollusca; Bivalvia; Venerida; Veneridae. Bases 34 to 360 code for a protein of 108 amino acids.
UUUCUUAUCUAAUGGUUCAAUUAUGAUGAACCCAUGUCAUUAUUCUAUGUAUUAAAUAUUUUAAAAGUGGAACUUUUUCACAUUGCGCCUGAACUAAGAGAUAUGAAUGCUUCAAUAUUGAUCGUUGCUUUAACUUGCGUUGCGUACGUGUAUGGUGAGAACUGUACCAGUUCUGCACAGGAAUGUACGAGUUUUACAUGUUCUCCAAACUUCCAUAAAGAAUGUGUUAACAUGGUGUGCACGUGUAAUCCAAAUCAAGCCGUAACUUGUUUCUCUCAAUCUGAUUGUACGAACAGUGAUCAACUACCAAAUUGUAACAGAAAUUGGCAUUGCGUGGACAACAGAUGCAGAUGUUAUUAACAUUGAUAUAAUCGAGAUACUAAUGUCAAUUUGGCAAAUUAACA